This is a messenger RNA of Porites lobata, 1316 nucleotides long. The record is from the annotation of a GenBank genome assembly. NCBI's taxonomy places the organism in Eukaryota, Metazoa, Cnidaria, Anthozoa, Scleractinia, Poritidae.
AUGACAAGUGGCCGAUGGAAAGGAUAUCUGCCGUUUGCUAUAGCAUUUGACCUAUAUUCAGACCUUGUGUUCACAGGCAGCCACGAACGUGUCACAAUGAAGCAGCAAAAGUAUCAAUUCCGAACUGAUAUACUGCACCCUGAAUAUGGACUAUGCAUAUAUAUAUUCAAACACAAUGAGAAGGAACUUGUCAUUUUGCAAAAUGAUCAAGUGGAAUUGUCAGGUGUUUUAAAUGUAAGUGAAAUACAAUCGAACUGUUACCAUUUGUUUAUUUUGAGGGUGUAUGUUCAGGGAUGCAGCUAGAAAUUUUUGUUUGGGAGUGCGUCUUGUUCAUUCUUUUCUUAUAUGUUUACAAUUAGAGGCAUGGUUGGCACAGGAUAGAGUGCCUAUACCUCCCACCAUUGUAGCCCGCUAGGCUCGAUUCUAGCUCAAGCAGAGGGAGAAUUUCUGUUCCAGUCAGAUACAUCCAGAUCAGUUGUGUGUGAUGAACACGAGUUUUAUUGUCCUUUCUGAGUCUCUUGUGGGCUUGGAGAGACAUUCUUAGCUUCUUAAAUGUGUUGUUUACACAUAAACUUUAGGAACAACAAUUUUGUGAUCAAUUAGACCAUGUACUACAGUCUAAUAAUGUGACUUUAUGGCAUUCCACACGUCUCAUGAUCACAGGAGUAAAAAAUAUAUAAUUUUCACAAAUAACCUUUGAGAAGUGGAAAAUGGUUUUUAUGCAAAAGUACUAUUAACUCUAAGCAACCUGUGUUUCCCUCCUUUUUUCUUUAAAAAAAAGGAAAUUGCUGGACAUCAGGAAAUGGUCCCAGAUGAAAUAAAUCAUGCACCAUCAUUUGAAUUGGUUCAAGGUCUUUUGGGUACCUUGGACUCUGAAUGGAGCAGACUGGCUGUUAGAGGACUUUUGUCAAGCAUGCUAUCAGGUAUUUGUACAUUGACUUUUCUAUCACCAGAUUUAAUUUAAUCGUCAUUCUUACACAAGAUUUUGUGAUAUUUUGUGUUCACCAGGUAAACAGCUAUACAACAUUGGUAUAAACCCUACAACAGGCAAUGCAUCACUCUGCAGACUGAAAUAUGUCAUUGAGGAAAGUAGCAAUGCGAAACUGGCUGCUAAAGACAUUGCCCGCUUAAAAAUUAAAGAAAGUAUUCGCCACCUCACUGACAAAGAACAGGAAUUGCAAAAAGCAUUGCAAAAUCCCUUGUUAUCAGAUGUCAAUAACAAGAGGAUUGAAGAAGAGCUGUCUGCAGUUCAAAAAAGGUAUCGUCAAAAACUUAGCUACAAUCAAAUGAAGAUUCAUUGGCAUUUGUGUCCAUGA